CAUUAGCAGCUCAUCUAUUCUGUAAAGUAAGCUUCCAAAACUCCAUCUCCAAUAACCUUCUUUUUUUUUAUUUUUAUUAGAAAAAUCUGCACUGUCUCUAGCUCCAGCCCUUUAUAUAUGCAGCUCGAAACUCCUUCUCUCCAAUUCCCAAACCCCAAUUUUAAAUAUAAAUUCCACACUACAUUUCUACAAGCUGGGUGGUAGCUAGGCAAAAAAAACAGAGUCCACCAACUCCAGCACUGCCAUGGCUAUGGCGGCCAUCAAUGGCUUCCACCAUCAUGACCUGCACCUCGAUCUCUCCAGCCACAGCAGCAGCACCACCACCACCGAUGACUUCUCCCACUGGAGCCAGGGCUGGUCCCCCGUCGUCGACUGGGAAGUCCUGUCCGGCCACCACCGCGACGAUUUCCACGACCUUCUGGCCGGAGCCACCGCCGCCGCGGAUGCAGAGGAGGAGGGUUUCAACAACUACAGCCCCACCACCACAACCAACUCCGGCGACACCUCGGCGGCGAUGGUGAUCGACCACGAAGAGCGAGAGGAAGGGGAAGGAGAAGAAGAUCAGGUGGAAGAGGAACAGGACUCGAAAGGGCUGAGAUUGGUCCACCUCCUGAUGGCGGCGGCGGAGGCCCUCACCGACGGCCCGACGAGAUCCCCCGAUCUCGCCCGCGUGAUAUUGGUUCGGCUCAGGGAAUUGGUUUCCCCUCACCACGGCUCCAACAUGGAGCGACUGGCUGCUCAAUUCACCGACGCCUUGCACUACCUGCUCGACGGCGGCGAUGGCGGCGGCGGAAACAAGAAUCGGCAGCAAUUGAUCCCCAAUUGCCACCGGGACGAGCACCAGCUGGCGGAUGUCCUGGCGGCGUUCCAAUUGCUGCAGGACAUGUCGCCGUACGUCAAAUUCGGGCACUUCACCGCCAAUCAGGCGAUCCUCGAGGCGGUGGCCCAGGAGCGGCGGAUCCACAUCGUCGAUUACGACAUCAUGGAAGGGAUCCAGUGGGCCUCGCUGAUGCAGUCCCUGGCGUCCAGAAAAGAAGGCCCACCGAGCCCUCACCUCCGGAUCACGGCCCUGUCCCGCGGCGGGAGCGGGGCCCACCGGAGGAUGUCGAUCGGGACCGUGCAGGAGACCGGCCGGCGGCUCGUCGCCUUCGCGGCGUCGAUCGGGCAGCCGUUCUCGUUCCACCAGUGCCGGCUCGACUCUGACGAGACGUUCCGGCCGUCGGCGGUGAAGGUCGUGAGAGGGGAGGCGUUGGUGAUGAACUGUAUGCUCCACUUGCCUCACUUCACGAACCGGGCGCCCGAAUCCGUCGCGUCGUUUCUAAACGGGUCGGGUUGUCUGAACCCGAGGCUGGUAACCGUGGUGGAGGAGGAGGUGGGGGCGACGGAGGAAACCGGGUCGGGUGGAAGCCGUGGGUUUAUGGGUCGGUUCAUGGAUACCCUGCACCACUACUCCGCUUUGUACGACUCGCUGGAGGCUGGGUUUCCGAUGCAGGGCCGGGCGAGGGCGCUGGUGGAGCGGGUUUUUUUGGGCCCAAGGAUAGUGGGCUCGGUGGGCCGGAUUUACAGGGCCCGGGGGAGGGGAGAGGACGGUGAAAGCGGGACGUCGUGGUGGGAAUGGUUGGGUGCGAACGGGUUUAGGAGAGAGGGCGUGAGCUUCGCGAAUCACUGUCAGGCGAAGCUGUUGCUUGGAUUGUUCAACGACGGUUACAGGGUGGAGGAAUUGGGGUGCAACCGUUUGGUUCUGGGUUGGAAGUCAAGGCGUUUGCUCUCUGCUUCCAUUUGGACUCCGCCGCCGUCCCUUUCGGAUUCCGAUUGAAUUGAACGGCGGCAACAUUUUUUACGCUCCUCUCUCUUUCAUCCUUACUCUUUUCUUUUAUGUCUAUUAUCAUCCUUUUUCUUUCGUCCUCUUGGUUUCUUGCUUCUCUUUUUAAUUUUUCUCUUCCUAGUUUUUUUGGGGGAAAAUGUGUAAGAAUAUGUAAAACUGAAAACUACUCAUUUGUUCAUAAUGUCAGCGUUGAGUUAGUGAUGAGUUUUAAUUACCAACUUACUAUUUGGUAAUCCACAAGAUACUAUCUCUAUUUUGUUUCAAGUAUGGGAUUUGUAAUAAAAUAAUCUUACGUGUAUUUUAUUAAUUACUUAAGUGGUUAUUUUCAUAUCAUCACUGUUUUCGUUUGUUACUUGAUUAUAAUGUAAAGAAAUAAUAUUUAAACUCAUUUUCCUCGUCAAGGGAUACACAAUGGUAGAUUGAAAGUAAUAUAAUAUGCUAAAGCAUGGAAAAGUGUAUUGAAUAGAGCAGUGGCUAGCCAGUACCUCAUAAAAAGAAAAAAAUGAUAGAGGAAAACUUAUUCUAACUCAAGUAAGGAGUAUAUACAAACCUAUUGAAAGGACUUAUACUCAUGUUUGUUACCCCCUUACUUGAAGUGUUAACGAUAAAUUAUUGCUACGUCUAGUAGAAGAUAUUGUCCUUGAAAGAUUUCUCAGACGAGAAAUUAAAUAACACGAGACACGAUAUUUACGUGGUUCUUCUCAUUUAGUGUGAAUGAGCUUACUCCAUAGAUAAGUUUAGCUCUCUCGAGUUUUUUUCCUUAUUGUGUGGCAACCGAAUGCAAGGAGAACAUAUAUACCUUAUGACUUUGGACGUAGCUAGGGUUACACACCAAUAAGAGGAAAAGACUCUCAUACCCUUCCACAGUUCCACGCAAAUGACCGCGUACAAUGAUUGACAUUAUAUAUCUUAUUCCCUCACAAGCUGAAGCAUGGAGGUUAUAAAUGUCCACCUUGAGUAACAACUCCUCGAAAUGAUCACCAGCAAGCCUAUUUGUGAACAAAUCGACAAGCUAGCCGUGAGUGGAAACCUUCUGAAGAUAAAUUUCGUUGGAUGUGAGAUGCUCAUGAAUGAAAUAACAAUCCAUUUCUACAUGCUUUGUGCUCUCAUGGAACACAUGAUUAGUUACAAUAUUGAGGGAAACCUAAUUAUCACAACAAGGACCAUAGCACCAUCGGACGGAACUCCCAAAUCCCUAAGAAGAGUAUGGAGCCAAAUAACUUCACUAAUGACGCUGGACACGACUCAGUACUUCGCUUUGGUAGAGGAACGAGAAACCACGACCUCACCCAAAGUGCCAAAGUACCCAGAGGUGAACUGACGAGACUACUGACAGCCUCUCCAAUCUGCAUCCAGUAGGCUAUGUGACAUCAAUUAUCGGUAGAAGAAAGAAGAAUACCUUGACUAGGUGCAGUCUUCAAAUAGCGUAGAACACGUUUGGUUCUUGCUAAAUGUGUCGAGGUAGGAGCAUGGACAUAGCGACUGAGUAUGUUGACAUCAUAGACAAUAUCAGGAUGUGCCAUGGUAAGAUAAUAAAGACGGCCAAUCAACUGACUAUACGCGACAUCGCUAGCUUUAUAAACACAAGAAGAUUCGCCAUCCGGUGGCCGAGUAAGAUGGUGAUGCUGCUCUAUAGUAAAAUAACUAGGAAGAACACCCAAAAUUCUGUUAUCACGCAAGAGGUUGAGUGUGUACUUCCUUUGGCAAAACACGAUGUCAUCUCAAGAUCGAGCGAACUCAAUGCCUAAGAAAUACUUGAGGGGUCC
Messenger RNA from Linum trigynum, 3591 nucleotides. The record is from the annotation of a GenBank genome assembly. Lineage: Eukaryota; Viridiplantae; Streptophyta; Magnoliopsida; Malpighiales; Linaceae.